AUGAUGAAGAAGAGCUCGUCACCGUCGUCGGUGGUACCACUCGUCUUUCUGUUGGCUUUUCUCCUCGUCGGCGGAUUGGAGGCGGCCAAUGAGAAGAAGAUUUGUUACGGAAAUGUUGUGGUGAAGGCCAACUGUGUGAUAGAUAAAAUUUGUACGGCUGCUUGCGUUGAGAAAUAUGGAAAGACAGCGUUUGGCCAUUGCGAGGAUAUCCGCUACUGUGUUUGCUACUAUUUAUGUUGA
Molecule: messenger RNA, 240 nt
Organism: Linum trigynum
Lineage: Eukaryota; Viridiplantae; Streptophyta; Magnoliopsida; Malpighiales; Linaceae
Source: the annotation of a GenBank genome assembly